Syngnathoides biaculeatus (alligator pipefish) is the source of this 7619-nucleotide messenger RNA. RefSeq names its product inositol polyphosphate phosphatase-like 1b (gene inppl1b). Gene Ontology annotation, biological process: phosphatidylinositol dephosphorylation. The transcript is spliced from 29 exons. The record is from RefSeq and is a predicted model, not a curated record. The coding region runs from base 1978 to 5643 and encodes 1221 amino acids. Gene Ontology annotation, molecular function: phosphatase activity; protein binding. Lineage: Eukaryota; Metazoa; Chordata; Actinopteri; Syngnathiformes; Syngnathidae.
UCUGUUUUGUUCCCGACAAGCAUGAUGAUGACAUCACUUCCUCUCUCCGUUCUAACGUCGUCAAUCCACUUUGAGGUUUGUUGGAAGGAGUUGAGAUCUGCAAAUGAAAGAAAAUGGCAGAAAUCAGUGCCCAAACACAAAGCAGCAGCGGCUAACAAAGGUGUGCACAAGGCUUUGUUGAUGCCCAAUCAUCUAGCAAAGGGCCCGCAGUGAGCAUUUGGUGGAGGUGGCGAGGUAAGGAGGUUGCCACACAUGCACCAGUUGUCGUAGUACUUCUUCUACUUCAGUACAACUACUUUACUUUAGUACUUUACUAAUGAUAAUAGUGAGGGCAAAUAUAGCAUUAUAGUAACACAGAUCUUCAACUGGAUAUGAAGGACAUCGAAUAUAUGCUCAAGCGGCUUUUCAUAUACUGUAACACUAAAGUGAUGUGACUGAUGUGAACUGACUAGCUCACACGCUGAGCUGGCAAUAUGGGUGGAGCCACUAAAAUAGACGAUCAAACACGUCGCCAAAUUCUUUCGGUUCUUCCAUAGUUUUGUGUUUCAAGCCUCGGUCCUGAAGACUCAAUGUAUAAUUACCCAAGAAUUGUAUGUCUUUUCAUCGACUACAGUGUAUACCGCACAGCGGCAUUAAAUAGGAGUGGAAGGCCGGCCGGCCGGCCGGCUGGACCCGACAUCCACUGGCCGACGUGGCUCGGCAAGGUCCAACUGUACAAGAUAACAGCUCAUUUUGUCGCCACAAAAAAAAAAAAAAAUUAAAAAAAAAAAAAAUCACACUAUUCUGAUUUAAUAGCACGUUGUCAAGCAACGCGAAUUCGAGCUUAAAAUGUUCGUUCGCCUGUAUAGCAAAAACUAUACGGCGACUAGCUAGUGUGGACUUUCAUUGACGUCAAGGUGGACACGAAUCUCACACCACAUCGUAACGAAGGCUUUGUGUCCUCGUUUCGAAUUUUGAGGAAAGAGACUGGGCAGGGCCUAAGGCAGAGGAAGUGAUCUGCUAUUUCACACACCGCUGCUGAAGUUCAGCUCCUCGCAAGAAUUCUCCCGACUACGGUCUCGGUCAUCUGGAAUGUGAAGUCACCUCCUCCCGUCUACGCGGCGUUCCAAAGGGGUCGUCUCUUCCUGUCUUCAGAACCCCUCCAACCCCUCUCGCCAGCCGUCACGCUCGAGCCACCGCUGGAUGCCACGCCAGUGUGGACGGGGACGCUUUUGACGCACGCCGGCAUGAAAGUGAAAUCCCAGGAGGGAGCCUCAUCUGACCAGACUGCCUCUGAAAGCAAUCUGGCUCCAGAAAAGAAGAGUACAGUCAUCAGUUGAACAUUUUGGCGGUUGCUCCUAUUCCCUUAUAUGGCAUCGGAGCUGGGAAAUCAUUUGAAUUAAUCUGGAUUCUGGUUGCUUGCCUCCCUGUCUGCUUUUGCUGCUGACCGAGUCGCCUCCGGUGCAGUUCUUCUGCUCCUGCUCUUUACUUUGGAGUAUAUGUGGGCACAGUGGCUGUGUCUGUGUGUGUGUGUGUGUGUGACACCUGGUUUGUUUGUUUUGCCAUUUCUUUCCCAGUUUGCAUGUGGAUUUUGUGUUUUGGGACGACAAGAAGAGGACUUGUGUUUGUGGUUGGGCUAAAAAGUUGGCUGCUCCUGCUGUUUUUCCUCCUCCUCGCGCCUGGAAUAGGCAAACGCACACACACCUGGCAGCCAAGACGUGGAACAGGGUCGGUGUACGACGACGACUGGAGCUCCUUCCGACCAUCCAUCCUUGGUUGGAUCCCCCCCCCCCCCCCACAACCCCCACCCACCCCAUUACCCAUGCAACUGAGGUUGGCGAGCACAAGCAGGGACCCGGGAACUAUUUCGUAUAAAUUGGAUUGACCUGGAUCACAGGAGAAGACGCAUGAUAUCCAGGUGAUACCCUUUGAAGGGUGUGUUCCUGCUGAUACCCAUGUGGAUUACCUCCAUUAGACUGUCUCCUAGCAGUGGUUGUCAUGGCGACAGCUUCAUGGUAUCACCGUGACAUCAGCCGCGUGCACGCAGAGGACUUGCUGGCACGGGCCGGUCGGGACGGAAGCUUCCUAGUCAGAGACAGUGAAUCUGUGCCAGAAGCUUAUGCUCUGUGCCUGCUGUUUCAAUGCCACGUUCAUACGUAUCGCAUCCUUCCUGAUGCAGAUGGUCUCCUGGCAGUCCAGACCACUCAGGGAGUCCAGGUCAACUGUUUCCGGACUCUGGAGGACCUCGUUAUCGGGUACCAGCAGCCGCACAAAGGCUUGGUUACCCCUUUGGUUUACCCGGUGCCCCGUGACGCCGACACCGGGGAUGAGAGCUCAGAUGAUGAGAGGAUACCCCAAAGUCAACACGCCCCUGUCAACACGGUCACCUUCACAACACCGCUAGCAAAACCAGACCUGCACGCCUUAUUCCUGGAUAAGUUGCAGGAACUCAACACAUCCACUACCGCAAGCGAUGUGAUCGGACUACUCAACGACUAUCUCUUCAGAGAGCUCCCGCUGGACAUAGAGAAUGUUCAUAAAGGGGCGACGACACUCUGCCACCUCAAGCGGACUUUGGGUGCUGCCUGCCGAGGCCUGAACAGUGAGAUCGACUUGACUCUCUCGAGUCUGGAAACGCUGGCCAAGGUUUUUGACCACCCCAGCUGCUCCUUGUCUCACGCAAAUUCCCAGGGUCCAGAGAUGGAGAUGGAUGCGCUGCUGUGUAAGAUUUCUGCAUUGGUCAGCCUCCUUUCUACUCUGGAGAAAAAGGUACUCAAGGCUCUCCAAGACGCAGUAACCAAUCACAAUCUGGCCGCGCAGCCGAACCCGCCUCCCCCGGAACCGACGCCCGUCGUUACGAAUUCUGCCAAGUUCCACGGACGUAGUCACCAGCCAGUCCACUCCUUCCAGGUCAAGAUGCUGCGCUACGGCAGGCAGACCGUCUCCGUGGAUCUGGAUGCAGGCGUGCUACUCUUUGACAGGAAGGCCAACUCCUUCGAUGCAGAGCGGGUCUCGCAUGACAGAGUCCUUCAGGUUGUGAAGUACCACAGUAGUCCCACCAAGGUGCGCGUGGUGAUCGACAGCCACAACAAUGCACCACGGGAGAUGAUAUUUGAGAGUACAAGGAAGGGCAAUGCCUUCUGCCAACUCCUCCAGCUGAUGAAAACAAGGCACUCAAAGAUGAGCGAACCUGACGUCAUCUCUGUUUUUGUCGGCACCUGGAAUAUGGGCAGUUCCCCUCCGCCCCGCAACCUGCAGUCGUGGGUAACCUGCUGCGGUCUGGGUCACACCCCCGACGAGUCCACGGCGAGUCUGCCUCACGACAUCUAUGCCUUGGGCACGCAGGAAAACCCACAGGGGGAGAGGGAGUGGGUGGAGCAUAUUAAAGCAACCCUUCGGAGCCACACCCAGAUCGAUUUCAAACAAGUGGCAGUGCAGUCCCUCUGGAACAUGCGCCUGGCUGUGUUUGUGAAGCCGGAGCACGAGAGCCGCAUCGGCCACGUGAGCGCUGCCAGCGUGAAGACGGGCCUGGGCAACACUUUGGGGAACAAGGGAGCGGUCGGUGUGUCCUUCCACUUUGGUGGAACAUCUUUUGGAUUUGUCAAUUGCCACCUGACCUCCGGAAGUGAGAAAGUUCUGAGGAGGAAUCAAAAUUUUGUGGACAUCCUCAGGCUCCUUUCGUUAGGUGACAAGCAACUCGGCGCCUUUGACAUCAGCCUGCGUUUUACUCACCUGUUCUGGUGCGGUGAUCUCAACUACAGACUGGACCUGGAUGUGCAGGAGAUUCUGAAGCACGUAUCUAAAAGGCAGUUUGAGGAGCUCACGUGUGCGGACCAGCUGACUCGAGAGAGGCACAAGAGGAAAGGCUUUCUCUAUUUUAAGGAAGAGAAGAUUGCAUUUCCGCCCACCUAUCGUUACGAAAGAGGCUCAAGAGACUGCUACCUGUGGCAAAAGUACAAGACCUCAGGGGUGCGAGUCAAUGUUCCGUCAUGGUGUGACAGAAUUUUGUGGAAGUCGUACCCUGAGACGCACGUAAUGUGCACAGCAUACGGAUGCACAGAUGACAUUUUCACUAGUGACCACUCACCUGUUUUCGCCACCUUCCAAGUGGGCGUGACGUCGCAUUUCAGCUCCAAAGCAGAUCCCGGUUCGGGUGUGGAGAAGGCCUGGGUUGAGCUGGAAGGCAUCGAGGCCAUCGUGAAGACGGCGAGCAAAGAAAAGUUCUUCAUUGACUUUUCUUCGACUUGCCUCCAAGAGACACGGCGUUCAAGUGACAACGACUCUCAAAGCUGUGAUGUCCCGGGCUUUCUGAAACUGGCCUGGUCGUUCCAACAGCUACCAAAGCUGCUUCCGCACAGGUCCGACAUGGCCUACCUCCAGGAUCAGCACCUGCUGCUGUCCGUCAAGUCGUGCGACGGAUUUGAGUCGUACGGUGAGUGCUGCGUGGCUCUCCGCUCCCUUUUCGGUGCAUCGGAGCAGUUCGAGACCUUCCUGAGCCACCACGGUGAGGAAAUCGGCUCCAUCAGAGGACGGGUCCGCAUUCACGUACCCAAGGAUAGACGAGGAACCUGCGAAAAGACCUACGAGUGUUUCCGUUUCGACAAAGACGACAGGCAGGGGCACGUGUCUCCUGCAUCCACGCGAGUCCAAAUAAACAGGCCUUUGGCAGCUACUCCCAAGCCAACCGCGAGCAGUUACACCAAUCCGGCCUACUUCAUCUUCGAGGGCGUGUCGGUGGUCCGGGGCAUCGAGGAGGCCCUCCCUCAGCCGAGGGACCCGCAGGUGAUCUGGGCCGGGAACGAGGCUCUGCAGCUGCCCAAAAUCUCCGGGAGGCACGUCUUCAACACGAACCCCUUUCGUCGGUCAGACUUCACCGAGAUUGAAAUUCCUACCGUCCUUCCCCAAUACGCCGCGCCCUGUCAACUUCAGACGCACCAACCCAACUCCUCCUAUGAGCUUUUCCCAGCCAAAAAGCCGUCUCCCAUAUCUCCGCCCUCGAGUAAAAGCAUUUCCCAGUGUCCGGAGCACUUGGCAAAGCCCAAAUACCAUGCCAAAAACUUUUGCCAGGACUCCAUAUUACCAGAGAAGAACCUAAGGAACCUGUACAUUAAUCAAUCCACAAUCACGCGGCAAAAAGCCAGAAGGGAUCUCCCGGAGAGGACCGAUACCAUCAGGAAAACAAAAGCCCCACCAGUUUUCCAAUUGACCCCCUUUCCCGCCCCCCUGGGACACUGCCGGCCUGCUCCCUGGGUGGUGGAGCCGCAGCAGCACCAGCAGCAGCCCCCCGGCCCCACAGGGGACAACUCCCUCACCGCUCUGCAGAUCGCCAAGUCGCUCAGUGAGGUGGACUUCUUCCCCUCCAAGCUGGGUGCCCCAUCCUAUCUGAGCCAGAGGCCAGCCUACAGGAACGGGCCUCUUUUGCACACCGAGCGGCACCACAUUUGGGAGAAUGAGGCGUCCGUGCUGCAAGGUGCUCCGGAGACGGUCCGUGAGCUCCUCAGUGCUUUGGGCCUUCAGAAAUACUCUCUGGGGCUGAGCCUCAACGGCUGGGAUGAUCUGGAUUACUUCAGCGGCAUUACGGAAGAUGAUUUGCGCGCCGCGGGAGUGACAAACUCUUCCCACCGACGCAGGAUCUUGGAGAACCUACCCAGGAACUGGAACUGAUAUAACUCCAUUUAAAAAAACAAAAAAAAAAACAAAAACAAAACAAACAAACAAAAAAAAAUGUCAUUGUUUUGGGAGAAGAUGGCAUCUGUACAUAGUUUUCUUUCCAGCAUUUCACUCGUGACAAUUCUUCAACUUUUCAGGGAUUCUGUCUUGACUUGAUGUCAGUGCCUCCAUCCAAAUAUUGUUUGAGGUACAGGAAGUACAUUUUCAUGUACAGCACUCUGCCAUUUGCAAUUUAUGGAUUAAAUUCUCGAGAUUUCCGGAGACUGCUGCUCUAUAUCAAAGGAUGAAGCUUUUCUUCCAUCACUCGACUAGUUUGUUUUUUAUUUUUGAGUGACCAACUCAGAAAAUUUACCACUUUUUUUUUUUUUCCAACUCAAAACAGGACACCUUGUAUCUCAAUCGGUUUGGUAAAAAUAUAUUCCAAGAAUCAAAGAAGAAAAAAGUCUAAUCUUACUCAUUUUACCAUUGUUUUUUUUGGUUUUUUGUUUUUUUCCAGAUUGUUUUUCUUUAGGCGGCACAGUGGAUCAGAUGUCGAGUGUUGGCCUCAUAAUUCUGAGGUUCAGGGUUGUGUGAAGUUUGCAUGUUCUCCCCGUGCCUGUUUGGCUUUUCUCCGGGUACUCCGGUUUCCUCCCACAUCCCAAAAACAUGCAACAUUAAUUGGAGACUCAAAUUUGCCCGUUGGUGUGAUUGUGACUGCGGCUAUUUGUCUCUAUGUGCCCUGCGAACGGCUGGCAACCGGUUCAGGGUGUACCCCGCCUCCUACCCGUUGAUAGCUGGGAUAGGCUCCGGCACUCCCGCGACCCUUGUGAGGAUGAGCGACUCAGAAAAUAGAUCGAUGGAUAUUUUUCUUUAGCUUUGAGAGUCUGUGAAUACUGACAAGGAUGUCUUGGGAUAAGAAGACGGAGGGAAAUGCUCACAGUGGCAUGGAUGACAAAAAAACAACAAUUGAGACUUAUAACGGGUUAUGGAUGGCACAAUAUGGCAGAAAAUCAUUACCGAUACCCAAAUGAAGCAGCAGCUCAGAUCAUUUCAAUGUAAUUGGUGAAGAAGCCACAAGAUGGCAGGAAAUCGCUACUUUUGUCAAAAGAAACCUCCUCAACUCACUUCAACAUCUGUCCUUGGCGUGAAGAUGCCCCAAGAUAGUACCAAAGCAGUCCCUGUAUUGCAUUACUUGUACAUACUGUUAAAUUGCAAAGUCCCGCGAGUUGAAUUGUGAAUACACGGCAAAUAUUGUUAUUUAAUUUUAGUCAUUUCCCAUGAGUAAAAUUGGGUGUGAAUUCCUAGCUAAUUGUAAAGUUGAAUGGAUGGUUGGAGUUCCAAGGAACCUCUGUAUUCAUUUCACACAGUAAAACAAAUGUGAACAUGCCCGCUGUUCAAAAUAAUAUUGUUUCUUGUGUCCCGAUCUCAUCCAUUUUGUCUUCAUUAUCUGCAGGCAAGCGUUUACGUUUCACUUCGGCGACAAUAGAGGCCGGAUCUGAGCUUGUAAACGCCCACAAGUAAACCUUAUCGUGGUAUUAAAUCCAUCCAGUGCGUAUGGAGUACAUUUGAUUGAGCUCCGUUUAUUGUCUCGUAUUCCUUUCCAUCGUGUCUCCUCAUGAGCGCUUGUGUCCACUCUUUUGAUAGUUCGAGCAAAGUGCGUUGGAUGACCUUUCCCAGUCCCAUUUGUUUGUCUUGCAGUUACCGGGGCAGAAGAAACAUUUUCUUCUGUUUGAGCGAGCUAAGCACACAAUCGCACCGCAGCAGGCGACGACUCCACGACUCACUCUGAUGGAUUUCUCUUUGUCUUGAUUGUAAUUAUGUUUGUCCGCCUGCAAAAACAAGACCUCGCGAUGGUUUUUGCCACAGCGCCUCUUGACAUAUCCCUGGCGGGACAUCGACCGUGUGCAUUUUGCUGCCGUGGUUACUGAUUAAGGCGCAGCCAAACAAAUCUCGUCUGUUUACUGACUUCUCGCUUCCUCGUUCGAUGAUGU